Messenger RNA from Bufo bufo (common toad), 2043 nucleotides. RefSeq names its product beta-hexosaminidase subunit beta-like. Gene Ontology annotation, cellular component: membrane. Gene Ontology annotation, molecular function: beta-N-acetylhexosaminidase activity. Gene Ontology annotation, biological process: carbohydrate metabolic process; glycosaminoglycan metabolic process; ganglioside catabolic process. The transcript has 14 exons. Bases 68 to 1738 code for a protein of 556 amino acids. The record is from RefSeq and is a predicted model, not a curated record. Lineage: Eukaryota; Metazoa; Chordata; Amphibia; Anura; Bufonidae.
GCUGUCUUGUGAUCUGGUAGAUGCAGGUGACCGGCGGGGCAGUGUUGUGCUGGGUACCAGGACGGUGAUGGCUCUGCGGCUUCUUCCCGUCUUCUGCCUCGUCCUCCUCUCCCGGGGGGGCUGCGGUUACCCGCCCGUGCAGUUCACGGAAGAGGGAGAUGUGCUGGACCCCGGCGCUCUGUUGCUGGCGGCACAGGAGGGGUCCCCGUACGGCUCGCUGUGGCCGUUACCGCAGGCGGUGGAGCUGUCCCCCAAUGUCUCCUACCUCCCCCCGGCUGAGUUUCAGAUUGUGCACGGUGCAGGCUCCACCGCGGGGCCGGGGUGUUUCGUGCUGCAGGACGCCUUCCGGAGAUAUUAUGAAUAUAUCUUUGGAUACUCUCCAUGGAAGAACAGUGGUGUAAAGGAUGUAGGUCCAUCAUCUGGGAGGUUGGUCCAGCUUCAGGUUAUUCUUACUGCUGAAGAUAAUGAAUGUUCUAUGCAUCCCCACAUCAAAUCAGACGAGUCUUACAAACUCGUAAUUGAUGAGGAUGGAGCUGUGUUACAGGCCAGUCAGGUCUGGGGUGCCCUACGAGGUCUGGAGACCUUCAGCCAACUAGUCUAUGAAAAUGCUGCUGGGCUGUUCCUUGUAAACUAUAGCCGAAUUGCUGAUGCUCCAAGAUUUGCACACAGAGGAGUCUUGCUGGAUACAUCCAGGCAUUACCUGCCAUUAAAAACUAUUUUGCUGAACUUGGAUGCAAUGGCCUUUAACAAGAUGAAUGUUUUUCAUUGGCAUAUAGUAGAUGAUCAGUCCUUUCCCUACCAGAGCAUAGCUUUUCCAGAACUAAGUAACAAGGGAGCUUACCAUCCGUUGACACAUAUUUACACUCCCACUGAUGUUAACCUGGUGAUUGAAUAUGCCCGCUUCAGAGGCAUUAGAGUCGUACCAGAGUUUGACACUCCAGGACAUGCGGAUUCAUGGGGUAAAGGGCAGAAAGAUCUUUUGACACCAUGCUACCAGGAUGGGCAACCCAGUGGAACAUUUGGGCCUAUAAAUCCCAUUAAAAAUGAGACUUACAAAUUUAUACAGGAUUUGUUUUAUGAGCUCAAUUUGGUAUUUCCUGAUAAGUAUAUCCAUCUAGGAGGGGAUGAAGUAGAUUUCUCUUGUUGGAAAUCCAAUCCUGAUAUCACGAAGUUCAUGAGUGAACAUGGCUUUGGCACAGAUUACUGUAAACUAGAAUCUUACUAUGUUCAAAAAAUAUUGAACAUAGUGUCAGAGUCCAAGAAGGGCUACAUGGUCUGGCAAGAGGUAUUUGAUAAUGAUGACCAGAUUUACCCUGACACUAUAGUGGAGGUGUAUAAGGCAGAAAACUAUGAGGACGAAUUGUACAAGGUGACAGAUGUGGGCUUGUCUGCUAUCCUCUCAGCCCCCUGGUACCUAGAUUAUGUUAGCUAUGGCCAGGACUGGCAGAAAUACUACAGAGUUGAGCCGCUAACGUUUAAUGGGACCACCCAGCAGAAGCAGCUGGUGAUUGGCGGUGAAGCUUGUUUAUGGGGAGAGUUUGUGGAUGCUUCAAACCUCACGCCUAGAUUGUGGCCCAGAGCCAGCGCAGUUGCAGAAAGGCUGUGGAGUAACAAAGAUGUCACCUCAGUGGGGGAUGCCUAUGCCAGACUUGUCAAGCAUCGUUGCCGUAUGGUCAGGCGUGGAAUUCCUGCAGAGCCACUGUAUGUAGGAUACUGUGAGCAUGAAACCAAUUAUUAGACACAUGAAGCAAGAAGGAGGAAGCUGCAUUUUGGGAAAAAUAUAAUGUACCAAUCACAACAGGUUUUCUUUUCAUCUUGUAAGGCUAGAAACGCACAUGCAGUUGUGGUGGCCGUGUAAUGAGGCAGAAAUGGAUUCAAAGGGAACAGGAAAUAUAAAGGAAGGACUUGCACUUCUUCCCUCUGGAUCCACUAAUUAUUUUUACUUUUAAAAUAAUGUCAUCAAAAACUGUGUGCGCAUAUCUAAAAAAGUUGAAUUGUAAAACUUUAUUUACAGUUUCAUGUAAUAAAGUCUUUACUGUGAGG